AUUCUCCACUUUAUUACAUUAAUUUUAUUGCAGUAUGGCACCAUUAAAAGGCAUUACUCAUUCAGAAAAUGAGAUGCCCUAUGGAACAAUCACAGAAAAUACUACUAUAUGCAGUCUUAAUAUUAAUAUCUUGAGCUGUAUUUUAAUGUGGAUAUACUGGCUUUACUGUUUGAAGCUUUCAUUUUAAUGAUCAAAAUGUAUCUAGAAUAUUCUAUGAGCAUUCAUUGAGCUAUAUAGGAUUUUGAUUUUAUAUUUCAGAUCUGCCAUUGCAAAAACUGGUUUUUGUAAAGAAAACUGCACGUACAGAUAUUUCUAGCACUGCAAAUCAGUAUUUUACACUUAACUGAGGGAUCAUAGGAAAGAAUCAGAAAAUCUCAAAACAAAUUUCAUCAAAAUACACGUCCUACAUUUAUACUGAUAUUCUUCAUAAUGCAUUUCAGUUUAAAACAGCAGUCUCUGUUUUUGCUUCUCAGAUUGCUAAGUUUGCCUCCAUAUAUUAACCCUCUAUUUUUUUUUUUUCUUUAUUUCAAGGAAGUAUGCUAAAUAUGGCAGAAACUAAAACCAUCCAGCUUGGAGCAGUCUGUGCUGUCACCUUUUUCUUCGUUCUAAUCUGUUGGGCUGAUGCAGCUUCAUUCCAGCAGUAUCAGCUGCUUCAAAAAGACCCAGACUAUGUAAUGAAAAACUUACAGAGGCUCCCGAAUCCUGAUAUGAUCAAAGCUUUGGAAUACAUAGAAGAUCUUCGCAAGCAAGCUAGCAAGGGAGAAAGCAUCCCUGAUUACAACUCCUUUCAAAGUGUCCCAUAUGUCCUGCAACAGAAAGAAAACAAAGACCAGGUUCACCUACCAGAAAAUAUAAGGGAUUCUUUGACUGAAGAUGAGUCUCAGUGGGUCAAGGUUAUGUUGGAAGCCUUGCGGCAAGCUGAGAAGGAGUCAAAAGCUGGCACAAAGGAAAAUAAACUUUAUGGUCUGAGCUCGGAUAACAGCUUUCCAGCUGGAGUAACUGAUGAUUAUGAGGCUUACAAGUGGCCUGAGAGGUGGCAAAAAUAUCUCAAAAUGCCUCUUGGUCACUAUGAAGACAGUUCAAGAGACAGUCCUUUCAAGCGUACUAAUGAAAUAGUGGAGGAGCAAUACACACCCCAAAGUCUUGCUACACUGGAAUCAGUGUUUCAGGAGUUGGGGAAGAUGGCAGGACCUAGCAAUCACAAGAAGGAGAGGCUGGAUGAAGACCAGAAAUUGUAUGCAGAUGAUGAAGAUGAUGUGUAUAAGGUAAAUAACAUUGCCUACGAAGAUGUGGUUGGAGGAGAAGACUGGAAUCCCAUAGAAGAAAAAGUGGAAAGCCAAACCCAGGAAGAGAUAAAAGAUAGCAAAGAGGAAAUUGACAAACAUGAAGAGGAAGUUGAUGAUGAAAUGAAGAGGUCAGGGAAACUCAGCUUCCUUGAGGAUGAAAUGAGAAGAGAUAAUAAAGAUCAAAUGUCAGAGAAUGUUUCAAAGUUAAUGAAUUAUUACCUGAAGAGGCUGAUGGGCAGUGCUGGAAACAGGAAACUAAGGACUGGAGGAGAGCUUGAGGAGAAAAGAGCAGCCACAAUUUUGGACAAGCAACUUAACCCUCAGUCUAUAGCUCAGUUAAUAGAAAUGUCAAGGAAUUUACAAAUUCCUCCGGAGGAUUUAAUAGAUAUGUUGAAAGCUGGGGAGAAAAACAGCUUCAGAGUGAAAGGUGAAGCUGAGCAGGAAGCAGAAUUCCCAGAAGACCUCGAUGAGAUCACUGAAACUAAUCUAGGACAGAGUGACAUAUUUAAAAAUAAUGUAAACUCUAAAAGUGGGUACAUGAAGCAGCCUCUCAGUGCAAUUCCAGAAAAUCUACCUGAAGACCUCAAUAUUGAAGACAUUGUCAGCCUUCUGGGAACUGGCAAUUUAGGUAAUCAGAAUCCCUCCUACUUACUAAAUCGUCUUAAUCAAGAAAACGAUUUGCCAAGAAUGCCUUACAUUCCCAGAAGACUGAAAGGACGCCCAGUUCCCAAAUCUGCGUGGAUUAACGAUUUGGAAAGGCGACAAAUGGAGUAUGAGAAACUGGAUGAGAAGGAUGAAGAGCUGGCUGAUUACUUGGCAAAGAUGCUGGCAAAAUAUCCCGAAGUUAUCAAUGCGAACCAGAUGAAAAGAGUUCCCGUUCCAGCUUCUGAAAGCGACUUGCAGGAAGACGAGAGGCUGGAGCAGGCCAUCAGAGAGCACCUGAGCCAGCUGGGACCACAGGAGGCUGCGAGACUGGCUUCGCUCAGCAAAAGGCUCUCCAUGGCGGGGGACACCGAUGACACGCAAAACAGGCAGUAUCUGGAUGAGGAUAUGCUGGCAAAGGUGCUGGAGUAUCUAAAACAGGAGAAAUCAGAGCUUGAAAGAGAUCACAUUACUAAACGGGCAAUGGAAAAUAUGUAAUUGUUCUCCAAAUAUGAUUUCUCUCCCACGUGUUGACUUCUAUCCCAAUUCAGUUGUGAUUUACUCCCUCUCUCCCACUACACAACUUCUGGUCAACUACUUUCCAUUGAACAGUCUGCAUAUCUUUCUCAGAGCUGUUAUCUUGUUUAUUGAUAUACUUAUGUAUGUUAUAAAUUAUGGGGCAAAUAACAAAUUGCUUCAAGUGUUUUAAGAAACAAUUUAAUGAAAUCAAGUAAAACUAUAAUAUAUAAACAAAUGACCUUUGCAUUGUUAAUAAAACAUGAUAACUGAAGAGUGACAAUUAUCAUUUGAAAUUUUUAAGAUUAAUUGGAUUAUUUUGUUACUGUCUGUAGUGUUUUUUGUGGAGUAUCGAAUAAAAAAAAUAAAGCAUUA
This is a messenger RNA of Meleagris gallopavo (turkey), 2819 nucleotides long. The record is from RefSeq and is a predicted model, not a curated record. NCBI's taxonomy places the organism in Eukaryota, Metazoa, Chordata, Aves, Galliformes, Phasianidae.